CAGAAACAAGGAAGCGAGCAAACAUGGGAGUUGCUGAAGUCCAUUGUGGAGGAGAGGCAGGAGAGGAAGUUGUCAAAAGCGAGACAGCUGCAACUCACUGAUGGCACCGCAGUCGAUAGCGAGAUAAUAGAUGGGCGGAUCGGAAAAACCCUGGCACCGUCAGUUGUUCCGAAGAUCGACAGAUUGACUGUGUCAGAGGAUGGCAUUCUUGGAUCUUGCACCCUCAUCUCUUGUCCCUUCGAUCGGCGACCGAUUUGCAGCCAUAGGGCGAUCAUCGCAGCCUUGCUUUCUCGUCAUGAUACUGCUCGGACUGGGCUCUGUACCCUCGUGUCUAUCCAAAAGACUUGCGCAGGGACUGUUGAAGCUGAUGUAAGACAGGAAGAGGUCGCAGAACAUGACGCAGACGCGAACACACCGGUGAAGGCACAUAAUGAUGCCCGGGGACCUUCGCAUCUGUUGCCAUGGCAUCGCCUCAGCUCCUCUCUGUGUUGUGUGAAUGUUGCAGCUGUUGUUGUGAACGAGCAGAAAAGGAGGAUGUUGCAGGUGGCUAUGUUGUCUUUCACGCAGAGCAAGCAGCACGCGGCAGGACAGCAGGCGCGGUCACCUGCUUUUUCUAAGCGACAGCAGACUUGCGCCGGUCUCUGAACCUUUCUCAAGUGUUUUGCCGCUGACAACACCUCAUCUCUUCAAAUCGGUUCAUCUCUUCUAAUCGCAUUCCUAAUCCCAAGCAAAGAUGGCUGAACGCAGACUCAUUCUGCUCGAGUCCUACUACACAAAAGAUAACAACAAGCAACUCUGGCGAAUCACCAAUCCCCCCGGCCUGCCGUUCUACGACAGUGUCAACGACUAUGAAUUUGUCCGGCCAGCGCACUGUAGACCCGGAGUGAUCGCCGAGAUGUCCAAGAUCAUAUCUCUCAUGUCAACAACCGACGAAUGGAAGUUUGUCGGCGUCAUCAGCAAAGGUCCUGCGGGCGAAAUCAUCAAGAUGGAUGGUGACAACUACAGAAGAGCAGUCAUUGAGAGAAUUUCUCGUUCUGCACAUGCUUGUACCAGCUGCGGAAUGCCGUGCUAUCGCAGCGAGGUCUGUCUUCCGGUUCAAGGCAAGUCAACCAGCGCCACGGCUCCUUCGGUACUUCCUGGCGGGAUCAUUCAGCCACCGAUGUACAGAGUCUAAGUGCAGAUACUCGCAUUUCACUCCUAGGGCUGCUGCGUCGGCGAUACCGAGUAUGGGGUCUACAUUCAGAAGACACACCAGAUCCUUGACGAAGAGGCUACUAUGUAUCUUCGAGUCUUGGGCUCUGUAACAAUUCACUGGUGCUGGUGGCAUCACGUCACGUUGUGAAGUCCGGUAUGCGUGAGAUUGACGUGGACGUCAAUGAAGAAAUGGCUGAAAUUCAUGUCAGAAGUCGAACCCGGCGAUCUAGGGUCGAGGGUUACGUCUAUGGUGAAUUUGCUCAAGUGUAUGUCACUCGCUGAAGUCUGAAGACAAGGGCAAUUGUCCAAUGGCUGGAUCUCGCUGUAAGAGCAGAUGGUGAACUAGCAUUAGCCCAACGGAGAUAUUUGCAGAAAAUACGGUGGCAGUACCGCGUACGUGGCUAUGCUCUCGCACUGUCCCCGCAGCGACUAAAG
Molecule: messenger RNA, 1629 nt
Organism: Cladophialophora immunda
Lineage: Eukaryota; Fungi; Ascomycota; Eurotiomycetes; Chaetothyriales; Herpotrichiellaceae
Exons: 3
Coding region: 734-1174 (146 amino acids)
Source: RefSeq, a predicted model, not a curated record